Messenger RNA from Ilex paraguariensis (yerba mate), 1815 nucleotides. NCBI's taxonomy places the organism in Eukaryota, Viridiplantae, Streptophyta, Magnoliopsida, Aquifoliales, Aquifoliaceae. The record is from the annotation of a GenBank genome assembly.
AUGGGUUUUCUGACGGCUAAAGGUGUGGUUUACAAACCUGUGGAUGAUGUCGAUCUUGGUCCUCAAAGCGACGAGUUUUAUCUUCGAGCCAAUGUCAAAGCUCCUCGCAUGGCUGGACUUUUGGUUAAAGUAUUUGCAUGGUUCCUGGAGUCUCGGAUUUUCGGACCCAUUUUGCUGUACAUAUUGCUGAGGAACAAUUUAAUCCACAAGCUUGUUUCAUUUGUGGAGGUGAAAGAAGCACCUUUGUACGUUCCUUUGCACCCUUUUGAAGACCUUAAAGAAGAAGAAGUGAAAUGCAUCAACUCCGAUCUAUCUCCACCAGAACAAGUUAAAGAGGCCAUGGAAUGUGUAGAAUCUGCAGAAAAUAUACUCGAAAAUUCAAAAAUCAAUUUCCGUCGUUGGACAAUAAUGGAUUAUGCAAGAGCCUAUGAGUCGAAAAAAAUAACCCCUCGGAUGGUUGCAGAAAGAUUUAUAGCUGCAGUCCAAAAAUCAUCCGAUCCUGCACUGCGCAUGUCCUACUUUAUAAAUUACAAUGCUGAUGAUAUUUUAACCCAAGCCACCGAGUCUACUCUUCGUUAUCAACAAGGAAAACCAAUUUCUGCUCUAGAUGGAGUCCCAGUCGCUAUAAAAGACGAAAUCGAUUGUCUUCCAUAUCCAACCACAGGAGGUACCAAGUGGUUACACCAAGUAAGGCCUUGUAUAGAUGAUGCGUGGUGUGUGAAGCGACUGAGAUUAUGUGGUGCCAUACUGGUUGGGAAAACCAACAUGCAUGAGCUUGGGGCCGGAACCAGUGGGAUAAACCCUCAUUAUGGGACUACUAGAAAUCCGUACGAUACCAGCAAGAUCGCUGGAGGUUCUUCUAGUGGAUCUGCUGCUGUGGUGUCUGCUGGAUUGUGCCCUGUUGCACUUGGUGUUGAUGGGGGAGGAUCGGUUCGAAUGCCUGCUGCUCUUUGUGGUGUAGUUGGUUUGAAGCCAACUUUUGGACGUGUAUCACAUUCCGGCGUUCUUCCUCUGAACUGGACAGUUGGGAUGGUUGGAAUACUAGCGGGCACAGUUGAAGAUGCACUUAUUGUUUAUGCAGCUAUUAGUGGACAACCAUCACAUCAAGCCACAGCCCCAAAUGUAUGUUUCCCCCUGCUUAAAUCACCAAACUGUCUAUCCAAGAUCAAGCUGGCUAAAUCUAUGGAGUGGUUUAAUGACUGCACAGAGGACAUCAGAGUUUGCUGUUCUCUUGCUCUGGCUGAGCUUCAUGAGCAUUAUGGCUGGGAGACCAUAGAGGUGACUGUGCCAGAGAUAGAGGUGAUGCGCCUGGCACAUUAUUUAACAAUUGGCUCUGAGUGUACUGCUGCAAUCGCUUGCCAUCUAGAAAAGUUGAAUAAGGCAGAAUUGGGCUGGGAUGCAAGGGUGGCACUUUCUGUGUAUGGUGCUUUCAACAGCAGGGAGUAUAUAAAUGCCCAGAGAAUUAGGAACCGCCAGAUGCAGUUUCACCAAAAAAUAUUUGCUAAGGCAGAUGUUAUUGUUACACCAACGACAGGAGUAACUGCAUACCCAAUUAUGGAUGAUGCCCUGAAGACUGGUGAACUUGACUACAUAAAUGGAGCUGCACUUGUACGGUACCAGAUAGCUGGAAAUUUUCUGGGAUUGCCUGCAGUGACUGUUCCGGUUGGAUAUGACAAAUCAGGCUUGCCCAUUGGCCUCCAAUUUAUUGGGAAACCAUGGUCUGAAUCAAUGUUAAUCCACGUAGCGUUUGCAAUGCAGGCCCUGUCAGAGUGCAGAAAGCCAGAGGUUUUGUAUGAUCUGCUCACUAAGGAUUAA